CUCACAUUUACACAAAAUGACGAAAAGUGGAGAGUAACGUCAAUAAUAGCAUAGGAAACUCAUUUUUAAAGCACUAUAUAUCAUCCCUAUCAGUCCCUUACAUCGUCUCUCAUACACACACACUAAGGAAAAAUGGUGAAUCUAUCAUCUUGUCUCUUACUUUUUUUGCUAUCAUUGCAUUGUUUUGUGGCUUGCUUAGUUGCGAAUCCAAAAACCAUCACAACUGAUCAAUCUGCUCUUCUAGCAUUCAAAUCACUAAUUACUUCAGACCCCUAUGAUAUGUUGUCUAAUAAUUGGUCAACAUCCUCUUCUGUAUGCACUUGGGUUGGUGUCGCUUGUGAUGAGCGACACAACAGAGUCCAUAGUUUGAAUCUCCAAAACAUGAGUCUUAGAGGUAUUGUUUCCCCAAACCUGGGGAAUUUGUCGUUCCUUGUUAUACUUAACCUCUCCAGCAAUAGAUUCAAUGGUCAGUUUCCUAAAGAGAUAUAUCGGUUGCAUCGAUUGAAGGUUAUUUCUAUCGCCUUUAAUGAGUUUGUUGGAGGAAUUCCUGAAACGUUGGGGGAGUUAUCACAACUUCAAAUUUUGCAUCUUGGCGCUAACAAUUUUAGCGGUUUUCUUCCCCAAUCGAUUGGUAAUCUUUGCCAAUUAAAAAGUUUUGAUAUUAGUCGGAACAUGUUGUCUGGACCCAUACCUCAAACAAUUUCAAACAUGUCUUCACUUGAAUAUCUUGUUUUCCAUCUUAACUACUUUUCAGGUGAAAUUCCAUCGCUUAACAACAUGACUUCUUUGAGGGUGGUCAAAUUUAGCCAUAACAAUUUAAAUGGAAGACUAUCAAAUGAUUUUUUCAAUCAGCUUCCUCAACUUAAAUAUUUAACUUUAAGGAACAAUCAAUUUGAUGGAAGCAUUCCACGAUCAAUCGGUAAUUGCACAUCCUUGAUAUACUUAGAUUUAUCAUCAAACUUUCUCACAGGUGAAAUUCCAAAAGGGAUAUUGGGUGAUCUUAGACGGCUGAACAGACUGUACCUUGACAAUAACCAGCUUUCAGGAAACAUAUCGUCAAUAUUCAAAUUCAACAACUCAUUAUUGCAAGAAUUUUAUCUUAGCUAUAAUAAUUUGUCUGGCAAUCUUCCGUCAUGUAUUUGUCACGAGCUUCCAAAUCUUAGAAUGUUCUAUCUUGGUCAUAAUGAUAUUUCUGGUAACAUGCCGACUGUUUGGAAUCAAUGUAAAGAGUUGGAGAGAUUAUCUCUAGCUUUCAAUAGUUUCAACAAAGGACCCAUGCCAGGUGGCAUCCGAAGCAUGACCAAACUUCAACGACUAUUUCUUAUGGGCAACAACUUGGAGGGUGAAAUUCCACCGCUUAACAACCUGACUUCUUUGUGGGUGGUCAAAUUUAGCCAUAACAAUUUAAAUGGAAGACUACCAACUGAUUUUUUCAAUCAGCUUCCUCAACUUAAAUAUUUAACUUUAUGGAACAAUCAAUUUGAAGGAAGCAUUCCACGAUCAAUCGGUAAUUGCACAUCGUUGAUAUACUUAGAUUUAUCAUCAAACUUUCUCACAGGUAUAUUGUAUUUUCUAUCUCGAUAUAUUUACCUGAAAUAAGA
Molecule: messenger RNA, 1601 nt
Organism: Medicago truncatula (barrel medic)
Lineage: Eukaryota; Viridiplantae; Streptophyta; Magnoliopsida; Fabales; Fabaceae
Product: LRR receptor-like serine/threonine-protein kinase EFR
Exons: 4
Coding region: 133-1599 (488 amino acids)
Molecular function (GO): protein binding
Source: RefSeq, a predicted model, not a curated record